Molecule: messenger RNA, 4062 nt
Organism: Phyllostomus discolor (pale spear-nosed bat)
Lineage: Eukaryota; Metazoa; Chordata; Mammalia; Chiroptera; Phyllostomidae
Gene: KCTD21
Product: potassium channel tetramerization domain containing 21
Exons: 2
Coding region: 1023-1895 (290 amino acids)
Biological process (GO): protein homooligomerization; ubiquitin-dependent protein catabolic process
Molecular function (GO): histone deacetylase binding; cullin family protein binding
Source: RefSeq, a predicted model, not a curated record
GCCGCGCGGCCUGGGGCGCGAGGCUCAGGUAUAGCCGGUGAGGGGGGCGCGGGCCCACCCGUGCACCUGUCCUAUCACGUGAGGUCAUCUAGCCUACCAUAGCCUCGCCAUUCUCAUCUGUGCAAUGGGGAUGGUAACUCCUGUGGCUGCGGGGGGGGGGGGGGGGGCGGGGGGGGGCGCUUAAUCGAGAAGAGGAGGCGGAGCUGGUGGAAUCUCGGAAGGAGCCCGAGUGGAUGGCGAUGGUAGGAAAAGCCGACAUAAUGAGGUUGAGACUGUUGGGAGUUUUUGGCGGGUGAGAAGGGGAACACGCGUUAGGUCAGAGAGGGGGACUCCAGGGCUGGGGAGUGCGUGCUGGGAGUGCCGAUGAAGCAGGCUUGGGUUGGGUUGGGUGGAAUAGUCCCAAAAGCACUUGGGAAGAAGGAGCGGAGAGAAAAAUGAAAAGGACGCCUCCCAGCCCUGGAAAGCCCAGUGUCGACUGAGCUGAUCGAAUUGGGGAAAGGGGUUGCCCGAGUGCGCCAACACCUGUGAAUGCACACAAUGCCUUCCUUUUCUUGUGACUAGAAAUAAAGAGCCCAGCCCUCGAACUCAGUGCGUCACACACAUGAUCUCAUUCAACCCCCACACCCUGUAAAGGCGUCACCAUAUCUCUUUACACGUGAGGAACCUGAGGCUCAGAGAAGUGAAGUGACUUGCCCCAAACCACCCAGGACUCCUUACUUCAGAGAACAGGCAGAGGUUUAGUCUGGAGUCGGUGGUAGGGAAGGAAAAAAAGUUGUGAUGCCUUGCCUUUUGCAGGUUGUGUGACAGGACCUGCUUCCUCAACCCUUCUGAAAGCCAGCCAGCCUGUAAGGCAGCCCUCCUAUGGCUAUUGUGAGGAUGAAAUGGGGAGAUGGAUUUAAAAGCCCUUUGUUUACAAACUCAUUGUUAGGAGCAGGAAAACCUAACAUAAGGGAAAGUGUUUGGAAUGGGGCGCUUGUGCCAAAAGAAAAUCACAAGGUGAAGCCUGAGAAUGUGCUGAGAGAAUGAAGGAAAAUUUUGGAACAGGAUGGGGGAUGGUAAUUGUUGUUGGGAUCCUGGAACAGGACUACUUCCCAGCACCCCAGCCUCCUGCCAUGUCCGACCCCAUCACACUAAAUGUUGGGGGGAAGCUCUACACGACCUCAUUAGCAACUUUGACCAGCUUCCCCGACUCCAUGCUAGGUGCCAUGUUCAGUGGGAAGAUGCCCACCAAGAGGGACAGCCAGGGCAACUGCUUCAUUGACCGGGAUGGCAAAGUGUUCCGCUACAUCCUCAAUUUUCUACGGACCUCUCACCUGGACUUACCUGAGGACUUCCAGGAGAUGGGCCUGCUCCGCAGGGAGGCUGACUUCUACCAGGUGCAGCCCCUGAUCGAGGCACUGCAGGAGAAGGAGGUGGAGCUCUCUAAGGCGGAGAAGAAUGCCAUGCUCAACAUCACGCUGAACCAGCGUGUGCAGACGGUCCACUUCACCGUGCGUGAGGCACCCCAGAUCUACAGCCUCUCCUCCUCCAGCAUGGAGGUCUUCAACGCCAACAUCUUCAGCACCUCCUGCCUCUUCCUCAAGCUCCUUGGCUCCAAGCUCUUCUACUGCUCCAAUGGCAACCUCUCCUCCAUCACCAGCCACUUGCAGGACCCCAACCACCUGACUCUGGACUGGGUAGCCAAUGUGGAGGGCCUCCCAGAGGAGGAGUACACCAAGCAGAACCUCAAGAGACUCUGGGUGGUACCAGCCAACAAGCAGAUCAACAGCUUCCAGGUCUUCGUGGAGGAGGUGCUGAAAAUUGCUCUAAGUGAUGGCUUCUGCAUCGAUUCUUCUCACCCACAUGCUCUGGAUUUCAUGAACAAUAAAAUUAUUCGAUUAAUACGAUACAGGUAAAAGGACCUCAAGCCACAUUGGAGGGAGGCUCCCAAGAAGCUCCACACCAGCCAAGAUCUUAGAGAGUGUCUCAGCAGUGGUGUGAGGCAGGGCACUCGACUAAUCUUGUGUUAAUCGCGUAGCAGGACUUGAUUACCCCCAUGAUGCAGUCCACCUGUAGGAAUCCAUGUGUCCUCAACAGAUCCUCCUUUUUUUCUUGCCAUUUUGAGCUGGAGAUGGGCAGUCUGUUACGAGAGGUGGAGAGUCUGCCCAUGCGUCCUAAAGGAGGCCACCAGGGGGCUUUCUGGCUAGACAGAGGAGCAGCACUUCUGUCACAGACUCCAGCUCUCUCUCUACCACUGGGCAGCGCCUCACCUACCCAUCUGAAUGAGAGCCCCUGAUGGAGGGGAUGAGGUGAGAACAAGAUGCUCCCUCCAGUUUCCCAGGAUGGACAGUACCCAUGCUCCUCAUCACCCCUGCUCCUCUGUCCGGAGGAUGCAGCCAAGACCUUGGACUUGUUUGCCCAAGGGCAGCCGUGUUUGACUGCCUUCGAAAAACAUUAUGUUCUCAAAGCUGUCUCGGCCCCUGCUGGGGGAGCCAAGCUGUGGCAUGGUCUACAGGAGUAAGUGUCCAAGCAGGGGUCAGAAGAUGGGGAUGUCCCUUUUGACUGGGUCAACUCUAAGCAUUUGGGGAUUUUUGGCUUCAGAAAUGGGCUGCUGUCCCUGUGAAAGCUUGAAAAUCUGGAGUCAGUGCAAUGAAAGGCACCUCAUACUGGGCCUGACUUUUAUAAUCCUUUCCCCAAGAAUUAAGGUACCAUUGAAACAAGUCAUUUUAAACAAAUAUAUUAUGGACUCUCCGGGUUGAAAAGUAAUUCAACAGCUGCUUAGUCCUCCCUCAUCCCAGCACACCCCAGCACACUUGGGGAUGAGUUUCUCUCCCCAGCACCUCCAGGCUGUCACCUCUCUCUGCUUGGCAUACCUCCGGUGAUGGGAAGGGCAUCAGCCCUGAAGCAGCCCUUGCCAUGGUUGGCUGGUACUGGCUGUUAGAAAGUUCUUAUAGCAAGCCAAACUCUGUAUUUCACCCAAACGUGUAUUUCUCUUUCAAAAUAAUCACCUUGAGAGACACUUGUUCUGAAAAUACUACUAGGAUUCCCCUUAGGGCUCUGUCUUCAGAACCAGGGUGGGCCCUCUUCUAUCCCCUGUAAGUCAGCUCUAUUCUGUUAGGACUUUGCCUCCCCUGUGACCCCCAUCUACCCACCUUUCUCACCAGCCACAACUCCAGAUACCCUGAGCCCAUCUUCUGUUGGAGGAUGGAGAUGUCCUGCCCCGAGGAAGUGCUGCCAGCCCAGGGCCUCGGGAAGCAGUGUGCAGCUAGGAGCCUGUGUGGUCUGAGCCAUAACGCUGCCCUUGGACUGAGUGUCCAGCCCCUGAGACACUGUUCUGAAUGCGGUGGCCUUCUCCCAUAGUACUGUUCCUGGUCAUAACCAAACCAUGGACCUCCUUCGCGUGAGAUCUAGGGCAAGACACCCCAAGCCACUGCUCCCCAGGGGGUGAUGAGCAGUGCAGGCUUCCAAACUGCACAUUAUGAUUCAUCCCUAGAGUGAGUAUGGCCUUGGGAGUCCCAUAGUCCUUCCCACCGGGUAGGAGCCCUCAGACAAAGGCAGGAAAGCCUGCUGGCACAGGUGCCCAAGAGGGACAGGCUGAGGAAGGGUCUUCCCAGAGCUCUGCUCUGUGAGCGGGGAGCUGGUACACUGGGCUGUGGGCAAGGCCGCAUCCCUUGGAAUACAGGCCUUUUCCUCCUACAGUGGGACCCAAGAGUGACAGCUGCCCCAGGCCACCAGGCCAGUGGUACUCAAAUAGAAGCUAUGACCACAACAAAACAGUUUAAGGAAGAAUCUCAUAAAUUACCACUGCCCUUUUCUCCUCUCCUCAACAAUUCUUUUUCUCCCAUCCUUUUGGUGCUUCUUAAUUCAAGCAGCUUGACUUUAGAGAAAGUACAGAACCUGUGAAGCUACUAAUGUGCUGUGUGACUUUAUGCAAGUCACUCACUUCACUGAGCCACUUCUGUUUCUUCAUCUGUGAAACGUGCAUAACAGUAAUACAUAACCCUACCUACCUCACAGGGCUGUUGUGAGGAUCAAAUGAAAUAAUGUAUGUGACAAUACCAUGUAAAUGACGAAUAGUUGUUA